AUGUUAGGAACAGCAUUCAGUGUAAUUAUUAGAAUGGAACUGGCUUCACCAGGUGUACAGUAUCUACAUGGAAAUCAUCAACUUUAUAAUGGUGCGCCACUUAACUUCAUUCUCUCUUGUUGGAUCUUUUGUGGGAUUGUCGCCAUCCUGUUAUCCUUUGGCAAUUCCGCAAAAAUAAACCAUCAGGGUUCCUUUUGA
Molecule: messenger RNA, 198 nt
Organism: Microbotryum saponariae
Lineage: Eukaryota; Fungi; Basidiomycota; Microbotryomycetes; Microbotryales; Microbotryaceae
Source: the annotation of a GenBank genome assembly